This is a messenger RNA of Linum trigynum, 276 nucleotides long. The record is from the annotation of a GenBank genome assembly. NCBI's taxonomy places the organism in Eukaryota, Viridiplantae, Streptophyta, Magnoliopsida, Malpighiales, Linaceae.
AUGAUCAUAGUGAAGUUUGGUUCUGGGAAUUCUUCAUCAUCUCCCAUGGCGUUUCUGAACAUUCUGUUUGUGGGUCUCAUUGUCCUAGUUAGUGUUGCAGCUAACAUUAAUGCAUCAGAGAACAGUAAUGGUGGAAAUAAUCAAGUGGCAGCAGUUUUUGUGUUUGGGGAGUCUCUAGUUGACACAGGGAACAACAAUUACAUCCCCACCAUUGCCAAGAGCAACUUCCCUCCUUAUGGAGAGACUUCCUGGGAAUUGAAGCUUACAAACAGCUAG